GUGAAGCAGGGCGUCCUGACCUUCAGCCCGCGAGACUGGAAGGGAGUCUCCGACGACGCCAAGGGGCUCAUCCGGUUGCUGGUGAAGCACGACCCGAAGGAGCGCCUGAGCGCCGAGCAGGCCCUGAACCACUCGUGGAUCAAGAACUGCGCUCCCCAGGCCUCCGGCGUCGCGCUGCCCACCAACUUCGUUUCGAGGCUGCGGAGGUUCAGGUGCCGCAGCAAGUUCGCAAAGGCUGUGCUGCACGUGAUCGCCUCCCAGCUGAACGAGGUACAGAUCAAAGGCCUCCGCGAGACGUUCCUGUCGCUGGACAGCAAUGGGGACGGCCUGCUGACCCUUGCGGAGAUACGGGACGGCCUCUUGCAGGCAGGCAUCAUGGAGCUGCCCGAGGACCUGAAG
Molecule: messenger RNA, 399 nt
Organism: Prorocentrum cordatum
Lineage: Eukaryota; Dinophyceae; Prorocentrales; Prorocentraceae
Source: the annotation of a GenBank genome assembly